Capsicum annuum is the source of this 1198-nucleotide messenger RNA. RefSeq lists its product as uncharacterized. The record is from RefSeq and is a predicted model, not a curated record. Bases 197 to 859 code for a protein of 220 amino acids. The transcript is spliced from 6 exons. Lineage: Eukaryota; Viridiplantae; Streptophyta; Magnoliopsida; Solanales; Solanaceae.
CAAAACUGUAGUGAUUUAUGUUGUUUGUCCAAUUAAAAGAAAACAGACUAUUUUUAUCAUUUCCUUUUCUUGAAAUGUCGUCGUUUUAAUACUUCAUCAGUGAAAAUUUUAUUCUUCAAACGCAGCCAUUGUUAAACACAUUCUUCUUCACUCCGAGAGGUUUACUGAGGGUUUAGGUUUCAUAGUUAUUCCAAAAAUGUUGGGUUUAUUGCGUGCUUUAACUAAAUCUAACCGUUCAAUUCAAAUGGGUAUUCAAAAUCAAGGGCUGACAUUGCCCCUCAGUAGACAAUUAUCUACCCAAAUGGAAAACAACUCAUCUGAUUCAUUCCUACAAAACCCAUCUACUGGUUUGGUUUAUGGGAGAAUUUCUGGCAUCGGAAGGCAUACAAGGAAGAGCGACAUUAGUAGCAUGUUAGGGAUCUCUAAAUUGAGCCCAGAUGAUGUUAGAUUUGAGUACAACGCGAACUAUGCUCCAGUUGCAGUGAUGAUUCAGUUCCCGUCUCGGAAUGCUUAUGAAGCUACACUUCGGGCAGUUGUUCGGAAGAGUGGCUUAUUCAGAAUGGAGAUGGCUGAUCGUCAGAAGUGGGACACUUUGCCGCGCUAUGAUGGAAAAACUAUUUUAUUGCUAGGGAUCCCUCGUAAUGCGUUGGCCGAUGAUGUGGAACGUUUCCUUGUUGGUUGUCAGUAUGAUGCAUAUUCAAUCCAAAUGUCUGCCAGACAACCGCGAGGUUUUGAUAGAUCACCAGCUCGAGCGGUCCUUGUGGAGUUCCCCUCACAGGCUCUAGCUACGCAUGCAUUUAUCACGAAGAACAGAGGCUUCUGUCUCAAUAGCCAAAUUGCAGUCAGACUUCUGCCUUAGUCUAGUCCAUAUCCAAGACAAUCUACGUUUUGUUUCCCUGUUGGCGAUGCUCAAUUGCUAGGAUGUCGAUGAUAAUUGAAAUGCUUGGAUGUCCACCUAGUUGUCCAGGCUUCAAUCCUUCCGACUGAGAACUAUUUUCAUUUACGGUAGCAAAAGCUGAGAUGAAAUUCGAAAUAAUAUUAACCUUGUCAAUAUUUUGAAUAACAUUGCUUUGCAAAAACUGACCAAGGAGGGACCAAACAGGAGAUGUUCUUAGCUUUUGCUUGGACUGUUUGUUUUUAGCUUUUGUUUGGAUUGUUUGAUCAUGGUAUACUUUAGAAAAAAUCCCCUUCGUGUUUA